Mirounga angustirostris (Northern elephant seal) is the source of this 927-nucleotide messenger RNA. Its product is annotated as olfactory receptor 143-like. Gene Ontology annotation, biological process: G protein-coupled receptor signaling pathway; sensory perception of smell. Gene Ontology annotation, cellular component: membrane. The coding region runs from base 1 to 927 and encodes 308 amino acids. Gene Ontology annotation, molecular function: G protein-coupled receptor activity; odorant binding; olfactory receptor activity. The transcript has a single exon. Lineage: Eukaryota; Metazoa; Chordata; Mammalia; Carnivora; Phocidae. The record is from RefSeq and is a predicted model, not a curated record.
AUGGAAAAUGACUCUUCAGUGAUGGAGUUCAUCCUGGUAGGACUUACAGAUCAAUCUCAGCUCCAGUUACCCCUUUUCUUUCUCUUCUUACUGAACUGUGUAGUCACUGUGGUAGGGAAUUUGAGCUUAAUUAAUCUAAUUUGUCUGAAUUCUCAUUUGCACACUCCCAUGUACUUUUUCAUCUUCAACUUAUCCUUCAUAGAUCUCUGCCACUCUUUGGUAAUCACACCUAAAAUGCUGAUGAACUUUGUGUCAGAAAAAAAUAUCAUCUCCUUUACAGAAUGCAUGACUCAGCUGUUUUUUUUCUGUUUCUUUGUCCAUUCUGAGAGCUAUGUGUUGACAGCCAUGGCCUAUGAUCGCUAUGUGGCCAUCUGUAAACCCCUGCUGUACACAGUCACCAUGUCCCCUCAGUUCUGUUCUCUUCUGAUGUCUGGUUCAUACGUGAUGGGGUUUGCUGGUGCUAUGGUCCACACAGGGGACAUGGUCAGAUUGUCCUUUUGUGAUUCCAACAUCAUCAGCCAUUACCUGUGUGACAUCUUCCCCCUCCUCCAGCUCUCCUGCAGCAGCACCUACGCCAGUGAGCUGGUGACUUCUGUUAUUGUGGGCACAGUUGUCAUUGUAUCCAGCCUCAUUAUUUGCAUUUCUUAUGCUUUGAUCCUGUCCAGUGUCCUCCACAUCUCAUCAGCUCAGGGUUGGUCCAAAGCCUUCAGCACCUGUGGCUCGCACAUAGUAACUGUUGGCCUAUUCUAUGGAUCUGGGUUGUUCACACAUCUCAAGACCUCUCCUGCUGGUUCUAUGGGCCAGAGGAAGUUCUUCUCAGUAUUUUACACCAAUGUAGUACCCAUGUUGAAUCCUCUCAUCUAUAGUCUAAGGAACAAGGAUGUCAAGUGUGCUCUGGAAAAAACCCUGAAGAGAAUUGCACAUUAA